UGCGCGAUGCUUCCCAAUCAGGAGGCUGCGCCGAGCCGCGCUGUUUACCCUAAAAAAAUGGAAGCGCUCUCACGUCAAGAGAAAGGCGUCAAUCGGGAGAUACACUUCUAAAUCGCCGAUUUUUAAACCCAGACUCGGUUGACACAUCUGGGGAGGGAUUUUUUUUUCUCUCUUCCCCCGACCAAAUUCACGCCCUCUCUCAGCGGUGCCUUAGCAGGACAGCUGUGUCAUCAACAACCGGCGUGGUUUUGUUGUUGUCUCAUCCAACAGCCGCUUGGCUUCGGGCCAGUCUGCUUCUGCGCUCGGAUUCGGCUUUAACGUCAAGCUCCGAAGAGCCAGGGGCAUUGAAAACCUUCAAGUUUCCAUUUGUGAGGACAAAACAAACAUGCAUCAGCUGACAGCUGUGCUUUUCUUAGCCGCUUGCAUGAUGCAUUCCCUUACAGCAGCGUGGAAACACUACCGGGCCUUCCUGUUAUCUGCCCCACAACAAGGCUGACUACCCAUAGGGUGCGCCUUGUGACGACACGUCUCAUCAUCCCGGGCCUCCUUGUGUACCAUGAGCUCUGGUUCUGCCCAGGAUGUGGCAGUCGAGCAUUUUCUGCGUGACAUCGAGAGGCGGAGUAAGCGGCUACACUGCGCUGUGAUUGGCUGCGAGGUGGAACGACCCCGCAGCGACAUGAACCUGCUGUAUCGAAAGAGCCGUUUGGAUUGGAGGCAGAGGGACCAUGAUGGAAGCAAGAAAAGCUCGUCUCAAAAUGACUCCUCGGCGACCGUCGGCAAAGUCCGAGACUUGGCCUCGUUCCGUCGCCACUUCCGAAUGGGCUUCAUGACCAUGCCGGCAUCCCAGGACCUUUCCCCUCACUCGUGUGCCUCAGCCAUGGCGCCGCGCUCGCAGUCCUGCCAUGCGGUCGGCGCCGGGGAUGCAAGUCUGGAGAACGGGGACUACUCCGACACCCAAUCCCAGCACGGUGGCCGCUGCCCGCCGGUCAAACCCAAGCGCCACCCUAGCACUCGCCUCAGCUCCUCGUCGGCUGACACCAGAGGACCUCCCGAGACGCCGCCGCCCCCACCGCCUUCCUCCCACUCGCAGGCCAAGCACUCCGAGAAAAAAAAUGCCAUGAAGAAGUCCGACUCUGGGGACAUUGGCUCAAAAAAGGUGCCUCCUUUAAAACCCAAGAGAAGUCCCAGCACCCAGCUCUCCUUCGAUCCACUCCCUCCACGUGUGCCUCAUUCUGCCGCAUCGCUCCCUUUCCAGGGAGCCGACUCUCAGAUCCAAACCGGAGAGGGGGACGAUGAGCCGGUCUAUAUCGAGAUGGUGGGGCAAGUGUUCACCAGAGAGAGCCAGACCGCCACCCCCCACCCCGUCACCCCGGUAGCCACCACGCCCGAUUCAGACUCGGACCAGAGUGAGGCCAUCUAUGAAGAGAUGAAAUACCCACACCAAGAGAACCGAGAAUCUCAGAGGCACCCGCCGAGCAAACACGAGAAAAUGAAAAGCUCAAAGCAUUACCACGUCGCCCCAUCGCCCUCCAGCAGCUCCUCCUCGUCACUGCCACGCCCUUCCUCUUCCUCUCCUUCCUAUUCUAAACCCAAAGCUACGGUCUCCAUCUCUCAUUCGUCCCCGCUACCUUCCUCCGCAUCCUCCACCCCUGUGCCCCAGGUGCUUUCCACCAGCCCCCACACGCCACGAGCGCCGACUCCCUACCUGCUGCAAGGAAGCAAAUGCGAGCCAGAAUCGAACACCAAGAUCCCCGCCCCCUUCCCAAAUCUCCUACAGCACCGACCUCCGCUGCUCGCUUUCCCUCAACCGGCGGCCGCGUCCAGCGGGGUGGCAGUGCAAAGCAAGGGUUCCUCCACUUCCUCUAAAGUCGGCUCUCAAACAUCCAGCGUGACCACUCAAGCCGGCACCUCCUCCUCUUCGACGUCCUCGAACGUUCCGACCUCAUGCUCCAAAGAGCCGUCGGGAGGGAGCGUCACGCCGCAAGAGAAACACAGCAGAGAUUCUCAGUUGGGACCCGCUCCCGGACUUCGAGCGAGGAGUCACUCAACGCCGCUGCCCCCGUCCUCCAAAUCGACGUCACCUUUCUCCCAUCACCACCACCACCCGCACCACCGGCCCUCCCACUAUCAUCACUAUCGCAAGCCAGAGAGGGGAGACUCUCCGGCUCCACUCAAGAGCAGCUCUCAGACGUCCACCCAGUCCACCGUGCAGACCCAAACUUCAAGUACGGGCAAGGAAGGGAAAUCCGUUAGCUUCCUUUUGAAGACGGACAAAGGAGAGAAGGAUAAGGAUCGAGACAAGGAGAGGGACAGGGAGCGAGACCGAGAUAGGGACAGAGGUCGAGACAAGGACAGAGAGAGAGAUAAGGACAGAGACCGCGACCGGGAUAGCGGUCCUCACUCUUUGCAACUGGAUCUCCUUCCCGCUACGAGCAGUCAAACGGCUCAAAGCAGCACCAGCUCAACUCCGACAUCCCUGUCCUCAUCCCAUCGCCCUCACUCUCGCCCUCAUCUGCGCUCUCAUACCCCUCAUGGCCUGCCGGCAUACAAGCCGCCGUCCUCUGACAGCCCCCUGCUGUGGACAUACCCUUCCGGGGGCUUCCGCAGACCGCCGGCUUACGAGAGCUUGAGAGGAAACUCCCAGACGCCGUCCUUGCAGCAGCCCUCGAGCCUCACGGGCGUUGGUGAGGGCGGGUGCAAGGGUGGCGAAAGCUCUUCAUCGCUGCUGUCCAAAGUUGGCUUCAUGCCCUGGGACAGUUGUGUGAGCUUUGCAGGCGACGAAGGGUCUUCCUGGCCCAUGCAGAGGAAAUUGUCCUUCAGCCAAGGGAGCCGAGAGACCGAAAAAGAAGAAGGACGGACAUGGAACGGCAGCGCCGAUGCCUUAUUAAGGAUGGAUAAGGAAGAGUUGGGAAUGGGGUUCCGAGGAGGCCCCUCGAACAUCCCGGUGCACUACAGUGGCGCCGCGAGUAGGACCCUUGGUCACUGUGAGUCGCUGCUGGCUUCAGACAGCAACACGGGAUUCAGAGCCCUGCCCAGAGUCGGGAUGCCUCUUCCCUGUCAGACGUUCCCCGCCUGUCGCAACGGAGAAGUGGGGCGGCUGGGCCGUUCCUCCUCUGCUGCUGGAGUGAGACAGGUGGGCGGAGGAGACGUCCAGAGGCAGAGCAGCCUACCAGCACGAGAAGCCCUCAAUCAGCUGCAUGGCCUGGCGCAACAGCAAGCCUCCUGCAGUCCCAACAGUCCCGGCGUGUCCCGUCAGCAGCAGCAGCUGCAGCUCCACCAGCAGCAGUUGCAGUUAAAGCAGCAGCUCCAGCAACAGCACCACCUGCAGCUGCAGUUCCAGCAGCUCGCCCAGUUGGCGCAGGGUCAACCCGCCGCCGGAGCCGCCUCGUCCGCCGCGCAGACCCAGAGAGACGGCAAGUUGCUGGAAGUCAUCGAGCGCAAACGCUGCCUCUGCAAGGAGAUCAAGGCCCACAGGCGCCCGGAUAAAAGCCUGUGCAAGCAGGACAGCAUGCCCAUCCUCCCUAGCUGGAGACGGACACCUGAGCCCCGUAAGACUGGCACGCCGCCUUGCCAAAGGCCGCAGGCCGUGGUGUGGGACACGGCUAUCUGACAGGAGGACGGUGAGGGCAGCGCUGGGGAGAGACACGGUUGAGCUGAAAGGGGGCGGGGUUACAUCAUUCGAAGAGAGUAGAUGCGGGGGUCAGCCUUUUGUGUAACUCUAGUUGCAGUUGCACCACCUUAGUGACAGAUAGGGGGCAAAGGUGAGCGCAGCUGCGGUGUAAAAGACAAACAGGGAUUCCAAUCUUCGUCUUUCCCUUUUGGCAAAUCUUCAUCUUCUUUCUCUCCCCUGCAUCGUCUACGAUCACUCCCAACUAUCUGCAAGUCUUCCCUCAUCACAUCUAUACAUCUCCUCUUCGGUCUUCCUCUUUGCCGCCAACCAUUUCAGCAUGUCUUCUGACACUUUGCUCAGUUCUUCAGCUCUUGUUCCCCCCUCACCCCCCUCCCAUUGCUCCGUACAACUGAUUCUCAAGACCCAUGAAGUCCUCCACUGCUACUCCUUGUCACCUCGCCAUCCCAUCGGCCUCCCGUUCACUCACACACACAUGCACCCUCUUGCUGUGACGGAUCUUCUUUCCUCAUCCAUCCGCCUCUCGAGGUUCUCACGCACCUGCCCCUUACACACCGCACAUCCUGUCCGACCUCAUCCGUCAAUCUUCCCAUCACCAGAUCAAACAGGGACUCCAAUCAAACAAGUGAAGUGUCCCUCACUCUUCAAAAAAAAAAAAAUCCCUCUGGUUCCAAUUGCCAACAAUUUUGCCAUUGUUCUCCCUCCCGAGUAUGACAGCUUGAUAGGGUGAUAUCCGAAUUGCCAAAUUUUCUCCUGACUACUUGACGCAUAGAUUUCUUAUUUUUUUUCUCUCUCUAAUGCACAGAGAGGAAUUAAACGAAGGCACCAGUCAGAGAAGAGCGACAUGAGCCCGACAUGUCAUGUUCUGUGGAUGAGCACACGUAAGACUCGUCGUGAAGUCAUUGAAGUGUUUCUUGAAAUUUGUCCAAUGCAUACGAGAUGUCUUGGUAUCAGUAGAUUGUUGUCGUGGAUGCAAAUAAUAUCGCCGAGGUGUAAAAGCUACCUACUAUAUCUGUUCGCAUAAUAUUUGUAAAUCAAGUAACUUUCUCUACAUUUUUUGGGGGCGAGGGGCAAUUUUAUAGCAAUAUGCUCCCAGUGUGGGGGAGCGACAUAACUCGCGUCGACUUCUAGCCUAUAAACGUUACAUAUCUUAAGACUUGAAUGAGUCAUAUUUACUGUGUCAUCCUCUGCAUGUCACAAUAGACAUACAGUCCUGUACAAAUAUGGUGUAGAGAUGAUCAUGUUUGAAUUUUACAUAGAGCAGAACUUCACUAUGGUAACACACGGUUGUAUAAAGUUGCUUUGUUUUAGGUUUUCCCCGGCACGACGCGUGGCGUGUCGAGCCACUUUUCGCUACAAAUGAAAGGGUACACACAAAAAAAAAUAUUGUCCGUGCCACUCAUUGAGUUGUGUCCAAUGAGGUACAACUAAAAGGACGGGCGAGUGUUGAUCUAGUCGAAACAGAAUGCUGGAACAAUCUGCGCAACACUUUGAGAGAAAUCAAACCCUAAUGUACUGUAAAUAGAUAUGUACAAGUGUAUUGAAAAUGUAGCAAUUCUUUCCAUUUUCAUACUUGUAAUCAAUACAUCUGAUGUAGCAUAGACUGUAUAAACUUUGUUCACUUGUUUUUCUAGGAGUAUUUUAUCUGCUGCAGCCAGUCCUCGCAUUACUUAGAGUUCUAAUAAUCAGUAAAAGCCCUUGAAUUUAAGGUGCGGUCGAACAGUUUAUUUAUGCAAGAUUCCCUUUAAGAUCAGUUGCAUUUAUGGAUUUUUUUUUUUUUUUUUUACAAUAAUCUUCAUUUAUGGUCAGAGUUCAACAACUUUGUCGUCUCGUUGCUGCUAUCUCAAACUACUGAUGUUGUUUAUUCACGUGUCGCCGUGAGGCAACGUGGUUAAUAUUCUUGUGCUUAUUGUCAAAUUCAUUUUUUUUUUUCUCGGAAAGCCACGUGAACUGGACUUUUAAAAAAAGUGAGCCCUUCUGUAAAAGUAUAAGGCGUUUGAAUGUCUCUUGGUGGUGGUUGUUUUUCAUAGUUAGCACCAAAAUGUAUCCCGCUGUGAGAAGAAGACCUACCUGAGUGUUGGAGAGUCACUGCUUGGCCUUUGUGUUAGUUUCGCCUGCGCAUCUUCUUUAUUUAUUUACUUUUUUUGUUUUAAGAUAUCCUUUAUUUGUCCCGCAAUGGGGACAUUUACAGUCAAGAGUUCAGAAAGGAAAACACUGGGUAGGGAGAUUUGACCAUUGGCAUCAAAUUUUAUACAAUUACAAGCCAGGUUGAAGGAAAAUGGGCAAGUGCAAUGCAUGUAGAGAUUCUUAUAAACCCCUCAAGAAAAA
Molecule: messenger RNA, 5956 nt
Organism: Hippocampus zosterae (dwarf seahorse)
Lineage: Eukaryota; Metazoa; Chordata; Actinopteri; Syngnathiformes; Syngnathidae
Product: neuronal tyrosine-phosphorylated phosphoinositide-3-kinase adapter 1
Exons: 8
Coding region: 557-3610 (1017 amino acids)
Biological process (GO): phosphatidylinositol 3-kinase/protein kinase B signal transduction; neuron projection morphogenesis
Source: RefSeq, a predicted model, not a curated record